Messenger RNA from Mesorhabditis belari, 1809 nucleotides. The record is from the annotation of a GenBank genome assembly. Lineage: Eukaryota; Metazoa; Nematoda; Chromadorea; Rhabditida; Rhabditidae.
AUGCAAAGUUUCUCACAUCUCUCGCUUUUGAGUGCUUCAACGGCGCAUGACAUGAACGAUGAGCCCUUCAGCGAGCAAAUUGACCAAAUGGAUCAACCGGAACAAGGAGUCGAGACGGCCAUCGAGAGCCCACCGUCGCUCAACAUCGAGAUGUCGUUUGACGAUUGCGAGGCACCGCAAAUGCCCCUCCUCCCGCCUCUCAACGGAUUCAUUUUUCGCUUCGGAAAUGCUGAAUUCAUCGCCAAGAUCAUCACGUGCCCGACAUUUCGCCGUGUCGAGAUCCGCCUUUCCACACAGAAACCCCUCGAAAUCUCCUAUGUUGCUCAGGUACGCAUUCGUACCGGUGAUGCCGUUAUUCCAGGGACACGCGUCGUGGACAAGGAUGUCUUCCACUUUUCAUCAUACAUGCAUCAUCCUCCAUUAGCUGUGCACGUCGUCGAUGAGCGAGUGGCCGUGUUGCACAUCGAAAUGCGUUUCGUCAACUUGAUCGAGCGACCCCAUCCGAAGUUCAACGACGGCGACGUGACGCUGAUGUUUCCCGACGGAGAACCGCUCACCACGUGGAGAGCCCUGCUUGCACACCAUUCGCCCUACAUGAAAGAGCUGAUGCGCGAAGUGCCGCCCGGAGGCCGUGUCGACGUGUCGCCGUUUUGCCGCUCGGAUUUUCUCACCCUGCUCAACUUCAUCUACCCGACGCGGAUGCCAAUCUAUAGGGAUUUCAAAGGCCUCGUUCGUGCCGCCAACGCUUUCGAAGUGGAAACGGUGCUCUAUGCGUGCUCGCGCCAUUUUGUCGACCAUCCCGAUUGGGGCAUCGAGCGGAAGAUUCCGGAGGCCGUCAAAAUUGAAUUGCUGCCAGCGCUCGAGGAGUUGGUUUACAGGGCUUGCCAAGCGGGCACGUGGAUGCAGAUGAUUUCGAACGGAGUGCGUCCAGAGCAAUUUUGUGGAGCCGCCGCUUACCGGAAUGUGAUCUGUCCGACGAUUUUGAAGGCCAAGUCGAUGCGCUAUGGACAGACGUUGCUGGUGUCACCAUGGAAAGCGCCGAAUUUCUUUUGCCCGCUCCCGGAAGAUCGAUGGAUGUAUGUGAAGAUUAUGGUGAUGGGUACACCGUUCUACGUGAACCGCGGCGUUUUGGAGAUCUACGGCUCUGAUGGAUACCUGGGCACAGAGAAUCCAGAGGAACUUAUCGCUAUUGUCACAAAUGAAUUCAUCGAGAGUUGCAAGCAAGCUGAGGCCACUGUGGGAGAGGUGGUGAUGUCUUUGUUCACUUGGUUGCACCCAUUGGCGCCACCGAUCUCGUCCCGUCUUCUGCGUGCCGCCCUUCUCUUUGCUCAUCAACACAAGAUGUACAUUGUCGUCAAGGAGUUGGAACAGUGCUUGAUUCUCGAGCCGCCCGAGUCGCCGAUGCGUUUGCUGGAGAAUUUCGUGUUGGCCGAGCGCUUGGAGCUGGACAAUUUUCUCAGGACUAAUCUGCAACGAGUCGAUGGGAGCUGUCAAAUUUUCGGCAACGACAUGAUCAGUCACCCGCUCUUCCACCAUCUCUCGAAGGCGCUGAAGGAGCGAAUCGUCGAUCGGGUGUGCUCGGGAUGGGGCCUUCUCACGCACACGCUCACAAAGAAGCAAGCGACCAAGCACUACCUGCGCAUCGUGGACAUGGUUGGCGGUGGACCACCGAUUGAGGAGGGCAUGUGCCCAGAGACGUUUCAAUCGAUAAACUCGCAAUCGAUUUUUGGACCACGACACGAGAUGCACGAUUUGGCUGAGCAGGAGCUCCACAUUGAACAGCAACAAGAGGUGACGAUCGGUGACGGU